AUGAAGAGAGGCGAGUGCUUUCUCGUCCAUGGUUUCCCCUACUUACUCCUACUCGUCGUAUCUGGCUGCCUUCCUCAUGUCAGCUCCCUUAGCUUCAAUUACAACUUCUCUGCUCCCACCGGUUUCGCCAGCACCGAUCUCAGGUACAUGAACGACUCUGCCCCCGUUCUCGACCGGAUCGACCUGACGAACCAAUCGAGGAGGUGGAGCACCGGCCGUGUAGCCCACAACCAGCUGUUGCGUAUAUGGGACCACAGAACCAGCAAGGUCGCCAGCUUCACCAGCAACUUCACCUUCGCCAUCAAGCCCGCCAGCAGCAACCCCCGGGCAAGUACAAAACCUUUUCUUGUGCUACAGAGAGGUGAUGGCAUGGCGUUCUUCGUGGGGCCUUACAUGCCGUACUACAUGCCCAUGGAGGUGCCCGCCGGCUACCUCGGGCUAUUCAACAACCGCGACAACCCCGGAAACAACUACUUCCCGCCCACCGUCGGUGUGGAAUUUGACACGUUCAGGAACGUUGACUGGGACCCCGCUGAAACCAACUGCCACAUCGGCGUCAACGUCAAUAGCAUCAGGUCGACUAACUACACGGCGGUACCGGAAGGGAUCUUCGGGAUCAUGUCGGCGGAGGUCAGGUACGACGCUAAAGCGGCCACGCUCUCGGCCACCCUGCGGUUACUCGACCCGCCGGGGCAGGGUACAUACACGGUCAGCGCGAACGUCGACCUGCAGGGCGCCGGUCUGCCGGAGAUGGUGGAGGUUGGGUUAUCGGCGUCCAUCGGGGACUACAUCGAGCAGCAUCAUAUUCUUUCUUGGUCCUUCCAGACCAUUAUGAUCGAUGAAGUGAACGAUUUGAAGACAAAAAACACUGGACUAAUUGCAGGACUAGUUUCCGCGGGUAUGUUCGUACUAUUUGCCAUAGCCACAUGGCUCGGCUACCGCCAGUAUCGGCAAAGGAAGAGUAUAUCAUCUAAAGAUGUAGACAUCCCUCUCGAAGACAUGGACACCGAGUUUCAAAGAGGGGCAGGGCCUCGGAGAUUCAGGUAUAGCGAGUUGUCGCGGGCGACACGAAGAUUCUCUGACGAGGAGAAGCUCGGCGAGGGCGGGUUCGGGGCAGUCUAUCGAGGGUUGUUGCGUGACGAGGGGCUCCAGGUGGCUAUCAAGAGAGUCUCCAAGACGUCGAGUCAGGGGAGGAGGGAGUACAUCGCAGAAGUGACCAUCAUCGGCCGACUGAGGCAUCGCAACCUUGUCCAGCUCGUCGGGUGGUGCCAUAAAGCCGACGAGCUCAUCCUUGUCUACGAGCUCAUGACGAAUGAUAGUCUUGAUGUCCAUCUGUACAAUUCAGAGAAAAUUCUAACGUGGGCAAUCAGGCACAAGAUCAUUCUUGGCAUUGGGUCUGCACUGAUGUACCUGCACCAAGAGUGGGAGCAGUGUGUGGUGCACCGGGACAUCAAGCCCAGCAAUGUGAUGCUCGACUCGUUGUUCAAUGCCAAGCUGGGGGACUUCGGCCUCGCGCGACUCGUCGACCAUAGCCGGGACGCACACACGACAGCGGUGAUUGCUGGCACCAGGGGCUACAUGGACCCUAUGUAUGCGGUGAGCAGCAGGGCUAGCACCGAGACCGAUGUAUACAGCUUCGGGGUCGUCCUCCUCGAGGUAGCCUGCGGCAGGAGGCCCGUCGUCCAGCAGGAGGACGAGAGCAGGGUCCUGAUUGUCGAUUGGGUCUGGGAGCUGUACGGGACGGGCAAGCUCCUGGAUGCUGCAGAUGCGAGACUUGACGGUGAGUUCGACGCGUGUGAGGCGCCGCUUCCGAACCUCCCGCUGGAGAUGCCAGUGGCUAUAUAUGUGGCCCCGGGUGGAGGGUAUGGGUCAAGCUACACGUCCCUGAAUGGAAGCUACAACACCAGCGGACAGUCGUCGGCAAGUGACCGGACAGUGAAGAGCCAUUCUUUUGCCGCUGCCGGCACGAGGAGCGAGAGCGACGUCACCAAGCUGAUGAAUCAGGCCACCGGCACGACCGAGCAUGUUCAGUUUACGAACUACACUUCCUAG
Lolium rigidum is the source of this 2052-nucleotide messenger RNA. RefSeq names its product L-type lectin-domain containing receptor kinase IX.1-like. Gene Ontology annotation, molecular function: carbohydrate binding; protein kinase activity; ATP binding. Gene Ontology annotation, biological process: protein phosphorylation. The coding region runs from base 1 to 2052 and encodes 683 amino acids. The transcript is spliced from 6 exons. NCBI's taxonomy places the organism in Eukaryota, Viridiplantae, Streptophyta, Magnoliopsida, Poales, Poaceae. The record is from RefSeq and is a predicted model, not a curated record. Gene Ontology annotation, cellular component: plasma membrane.